AUGCUUUGCCGCCAGCAUCUGUCUCGACAGCUUGCUGUCCGGGGCACGUCGAGAUAUGCACACAGAUUAAGUCCCUCGUCGAUUUCGCGGUUAUACUCCAUACAUACGAUUGCGCCGCGGGCUACCUCGGAAAGACACGUCGCGUGCUCAGCCUUGACCACCGCGGCAAGGCAAAGCACAUUGUCCUCGGCUAGUUUCUCGACGUCGACCGCUAGGUCCAAGGAGAAGGAUAAUGACUUCUUUGACCAGAAGAUCGAGCCAUUGUCGGAAGAGGAGGUCAAGGCCAACCUGAAGGAGCAAAACAAGUCUGAAGAGCUUGCCGCAGAAACCAGUGAAGCCAAGAGCACUGAUGCACCAUCAUCUGGCGCCAACGAGCAAGGAGAGGCGGCAGAUGGGAAAGGAAGCAGUGCUGCUGGCGGAGCAUCGUCUGGCUCUGGCAAUGAUGGCUCGGGAGACGGUGGACGAAAGGGUCGCAAGUCUGGAACCGAUAAAGCACUUCAGAAACCAGUCGUUCCGGAAGUAUACCCCCAGGUCAUGGCGAUUCCCAUCGCAAAAAGACCGUUGUUCCCUGGUUUCUACAAGGCAAUCACCAUCAAGGACCCUCAGGUCUCUCAAGCAAUCAUGGACAUGAUCAAGAGAGGUCAACCAUACAUUGGAGCCUUCUUGUUCAAGGACGAGAAUGCUGACGAGGAUGUUAUCCGGAACCCCGAAGAUGUCUAUGAUACUGGUGUCUUUGCACAGAUUACAAGCGCUUUUCCAGUACACGGAGAAACAACCAGCCUGACUGCCAUUCUAUACCCGCACCGACGUAUCAAGCUCUCCACCCUGAUCCCUCCUGGGGCUCAAGAUACCAAGGAGACCGAUGCGCCAGCCGAGCCUGCAGCUGAACCCGAACCGAUUCCUCCCAAGACCGACGAAGAGAUUCAAAGAGAGAAGAAAGGAGAUGUUGUUGCCAGUUUUGAAGAAAGUGCCGUUGCGCCCAAGCCAGAAACUCAAGCGGAAAAGUACGAACCCACCUCCUUUUUGAGGAAAUACAAUGUCAGCCUCGUUAAUGUCGAGAAUCUGGCCGAGGAACCAUUUGACCCAAAGAGUUCUGUCAUUCGCGCUGUUACCAAUGAGAUUGUCAAUGUCUUCAAAGAGGUUGCCACCAUGAACAGUCUCUUCCGUGACCAGAUCUCGACCUUCAGCAUGAGUUCAUCUACGGGUAACGUUAGUGCCGAGCCGGCAAAGCUGGCAGAUUUUGCUGCCGCCGUGUCUGCAGGAGAACCAGCUGAGCUGCAAGAGGUGCUUGCAAGCUUAAACGUCGAAGAGAGAAUGCAAAAGGCACUUGUUGUGCUGAAGAAGGAGUUAAUGAACGCCCAACUCCAGUCCAAGAUUACAAAGGAUGUUGAACAGAAGAUUACGAAGCGGCAACGAGAGUACUGGCUCAUGGAGCAAAUGAAGGGAAUUCGCCGAGAGUUGGGUAUCGAGUCUGAUGGCAAGGACAAGCUUGUUGAGAAAUUCAAGGAAAAGGCUGACAAGCUGGCGAUGCCCGAGGCCGUCCGCAAGGUCUUUGAUGACGAGAUUAACAAGCUUGCUCAUUUGGAGCCUGCUGCGUCCGAGUUCAACGUCACGCGAAACUAUUUGGAUUGGUUGACACAGAUUCCCUGGGGACAGCGGAGCGCCGAGAAUUUUGGCAUCCAAAAUGCCAUGAAGGUUCUGGACGAGGAUCACUACGGUCUGAAAGAUGUCAAGGACAGGAUCUUGGAGUUUAUUGCAGUUGGCAAGCUCCGGGGAACUGUGGAGGGCAAGAUUCUCUGCUUUGUCGGACCUCCUGGUGUCGGAAAGACAAGUAUUGGCAAGUCAAUUGCCAAGGCCCUCAACCGUCAAUACUACCGCUUCAGUGUGGGUGGUCUCACGGAUGUUGCAGAGAUUAAAGGUCACAGGCGGACAUAUGUCGGUGCCCUGCCAGGCCGAGUGAUACAGGCCUUGAAGAAGUGCCAAACAGAAAACCCGCUCAUUCUUAUUGACGAGGUUGACAAAAUUGGACGAGGCUACCAAGGCGAUCCCUCUUCAGCACUUCUCGAACUUCUGGACCCAGAACAAAACGGCUCAUUCUUGGACCACUACAUGGAUGUCCCAGUCGACCUAUCCAAGGUCCUGUUUGUUUGCACAGCCAACAUGACUGAUACUAUUCCACGACCUCUCCUUGAUCGUAUGGAAGUCAUCAGAUUAUCUGGGUACGUGUCAGACGAAAAGAAGGCGAUUGCCGACCGUUAUCUCGCCCCAGCAGCCAAGGAAUUGGCGGGCUUGAAGGAGGCGAACGUGACGCUGUCGGACGAUGCGAUCGACGAGCUCAUCAAGUCGUACUGUCGCGAAUCGGGAGUUCGCAACCUCAAGAAGCAAAUCGAAAAGGUCUUUAGAAAGUCUGCGCUGAAGAUUGUUCAGGAUCUUGGCGAGGAAGUUCUACCAGAGUCUGAGGCACUUACCGCAGAUGGCAAAGCUGCAUUUGAGGAGUCUGAAAAGGAGAAGGAGAAGAAAGAUAGGGACCCGGUAUCCUCUGAAGCCACUGAGCAAGAAACCACGGAGAAGCCUCGGGUCGCACUUAGUGUGCCCGACUCCGUCCAAGUAACCAUCGACAAGGACAACCUAAAGGACUACGUUGGCCCUCCAGUGUUCACGUCGGAUCGUUUGUACGAUGUGACGCCACCGGGAGUGACCAUGGGUCUCGCCUGGACUCAAAUGGGUGGCUCUGCCAUGUACAUUGAGUCGAUUCUGCAAUCUGCCUUGAGGCCUAGCAGCAACCCCGGCCUGGAGAUUACCGGAAACCUCAAAUCGGUCAUGAAGGAAUCAUCAACAAUCGCCUACUCGUUCGCCAAGGCUUUCAUGGCCAAGGAGUUCACUGACAACCACUACUUUGACAAGGCGAAGAUCCACCUGCAUGUUCCAGAGGGGGCUGUGCAAAAGGAUGGACCCUCGGCUGGCAUCACAAUGGCAACAUCUCUGCUGUCGCUGGCAUUGGACACGGCCGUCAACCCCACUGUAGCAAUGACAGGCGAGCUGACACUGACCGGAAAGGUGCUGCGGAUAGGUGGUUUGAGAGAAAAGACUGUGGCAGCGCGCAGGGCAGGCUGCAAGCUGAUCGUUUUCCCGGAGGAUAACAUGUCCGACUGGCUAGAACUUCCAGAGAAUAUCAAGGAAGGCAUCGAAGGCCGACCAGCCAGGUGGUACAGUGAUGUUUUUGACCUCGUCUUCCCCGACUUGGACAAGGAAGCAGCGAGCAAAUGCAAGAUCUGCGAGUGGAAGAAGGAACACGAUGCAAAGAAAGACAGCGACGACAAAUAG
Molecule: messenger RNA, 3324 nt
Organism: Pestalotiopsis fici W106-1
Lineage: Eukaryota; Fungi; Ascomycota; Sordariomycetes; Amphisphaeriales; Sporocadaceae
Product: Lon protease
Exons: 2
Coding region: 1-3324 (1107 amino acids)
Biological process (GO): chaperone-mediated protein complex assembly; protein catabolic process; mitochondrion organization
Cellular component (GO): mitochondrial matrix
Molecular function (GO): ATP-dependent peptidase activity; ATP binding; ATP hydrolysis activity
Source: RefSeq, a predicted model, not a curated record